AUGGAGGAAAUAGGUCAACAUUAUUUAGAUGAGUUGAUCAAUCAAAAUAUGGUUCAAGUAAAGGAUAUGAGUUACGACGGGAGCCUGAAAAACCGUCAUAUUCAUGAUGUUCUUCGCGAGCUAUCCAUACGAAAAGCAAAGGAGGAAAUAAGACUUUUGCUUACAAGUCGUGAUCGGAACAUCACAAAGCAUGCUCGUUAUAUUCAUGAGAUGAAAUUGUUAGACUCUAAAGAAAGCUGGAAAUUGUUAAUGAAGAAGGCAUUCAUCGACAACAAUGAAGGCAAAUGUCCAGAAGACUUGUACGAUAUAGGGAGAGAUGUCUUGAGGAAGCGUGAUGGUCUACCAUUAGCCAUCUUUGUGGGAGGAGGCCUACUGGUUGAUAGGAUCCCGUCGAAGAGUAAAAAUAAAUAUCUUCGCUCUCUUUUCUUCCAUGGAUCUGGCAAUGAUAUUGAUGUUAAACCGUCUUAUUGGAAAAGUUUUGAACUUCUAAAGAUCCUUAAUUUUGAAGAUUUUAUAUUGAACGAGUUGCCUUAUACAAUUGGUGAACUGACUGGAUUAAGCACACUGUGUAGCUCAUUGAAGAAUCUUGUUUGUCUAAAAGUAAGAAACAUAGACAUGUACCCGACAAGUAUGGACGUUCUUGAUACUAUGUGCAAUCGCACUAAACUUAAACUGGAAGGUAAACUUACCAAGUUACCUGAUUUACCUCCAAAUCUUUCUUACUUGACCUUGGUACAUGGUGAGCUCCUCCACGACCCAAUGCCAGUGCUCGAGAAGCUACCAAAGUUAUUGGGGCUGAAAUUGGAUUAUGCAUAUAAAGGUCAAAAAAUGGAGGUAUCAAAGAAGGGAUUUCCGAGGCUUAAGGUCCUCAUUCUCCGUGAAAUGUGGUAUCUGGAGACUAUACAAGUUGGAAAAGGAGGUGGAAUGCCGGAGCUCAAAGGAUUGGAAAUAUACGCAUGUUUCAGACUCAUGGAAGGACUCUCGAAAGAGAUGAGAUUAAUCACCAUAUUGCUUGAAGAGUAG
Molecule: messenger RNA, 1023 nt
Organism: Erythranthe guttata (spotted monkey flower)
Lineage: Eukaryota; Viridiplantae; Streptophyta; Magnoliopsida; Lamiales; Phrymaceae
Source: RefSeq, a predicted model, not a curated record